Pistacia vera is the source of this 1331-nucleotide messenger RNA. Its product is annotated as remorin 4.1-like. Bases 309 to 1127 code for a protein of 272 amino acids. The record is from RefSeq and is a predicted model, not a curated record. The transcript has 2 exons. NCBI's taxonomy places the organism in Eukaryota, Viridiplantae, Streptophyta, Magnoliopsida, Sapindales, Anacardiaceae.
AAAAAUAUUCAAAAUCUAAAGCUCCUUUUAAUCUCACUACAACACCUCGCAUAGUUUCAUCUUUAUUUACAUUUAUUAUGCUAUUUUUCUACUUAAAGCUUUGGUAAUUCUUGAGUUCUCCUCUCAUAUGUCUGUGGUUCAUAUUUCUUGAUAGCAGUCAAAACAAACACCAAUCCAAACUAUCCGUCGACUAUGUUUAAACCCUCAACUCUUCUUACUUCUACAAAUAAACCGCCUUCCAUUUCGCCCUCUUCCCUUCCCCCUUUUUGCGCACAAAAAUACAAACACACCACUGUCCACACUUUAACAUGUUAAACCCUCAAAGGGCCAUCACCAAUGGCGAGAACGACCACGACCACGAUCACGAUCAAGCUGAUCAGGGUCACCAGGACGAUGAACCUAACAUCAGAGACAUCCAUGCCUUGACCCCACCCCAUCCCCUUCCGCUGAAUCGUGGCCGUAGAAGAGAGACUUGGGAGACUAGUAGCCAUCCAUCAUCGUCCAUGUCCAUCUCCAGUGAAGGAGCUGCAAGUGAGAAUUUUACCACCAUGAGCAGAGAAUUCAGCGCCUUGGUUCUUGCGGGUUCGGCUAUAGAGACUAAUGAAAGUGAUGUGAUGAUGAACGAUAUGAAUAAUAGUCACUUGACGAGGAUUGGAGAGGAAGAGAUACCGGAAGAGACUAAUCCUUUGGCUAUAGUACCGGAUAAUAGUCCGUUGGAGUCGAGUCUGGAUUCGAGACGGGUGGGUUCCGGCGGCUUUCAUGGUGAUGUUUCGGUGCAGAGAGUGAAGAAAGAAGAGGUGGAGACGAAGAUAUCAGCAUGGCAAAACGCGAAGAUUUCGAAGCUUAAUAAUCGGUUUAAGAGAGAAGAGGCGAUAAUUAAUGGUUGGGAGAGUGAGCAAGUGGAAAAGGCUAAUUCUUGGAUGAAGAAAGUUGAGAGGAAGCUAGAAGAGAAGAGAGCGAGAGCCCUGGAGAAGAUGCAAAAUGAUGUGGUGAAAGCACGCAGAAAAGCUGAAGAGAGAAGGGCGUCAUCGGAGUCCAAGAGAGGAACCAAAGUGGCAAGAAUUCUUGAAGUUGCUAAUUUGAUGAGAGCUGUUGGCAGAGCUCCGGUCAAACGAUCUUUCUUCUAAUUAUGUUCUAUAAUUAUUAUUAGUAUCAUAAACUAAAGAAGAAGAUUUUAUUUCUUUCUUUCCAAAGAAGAGCAAAGUGUGGACAAUUAUGAAAUUUAAAAGAGUGUUGUUUGGAAGAAAUGUGUGUUGGUGGAGCAACUUUUAUUUGAUGGUUUGUAAAUUAAUUAUAUUAAAUUGUUAAUGGCUUAUUUUUGUUGGUAGAGA